Molecule: messenger RNA, 2310 nt
Organism: Penicillium longicatenatum
Lineage: Eukaryota; Fungi; Ascomycota; Eurotiomycetes; Eurotiales; Aspergillaceae
Exons: 4
Coding region: 1-2310 (769 amino acids)
Molecular function (GO): protein binding
Source: RefSeq, a predicted model, not a curated record
AUGUCUAGCCGUGAGGGCUCCGAUGAGGAGCUCUUAUUUGAUGGUAGAGAGAACAUAAGGCCCCAGGUCCUUGCGCUGAACGUUGAGACGCACAAUGACAGAGUCUUGCGAUGUAUUGCUAGUUCGGACAUGCCAAUGAAUGCUGACGAAACCCAAAGGAAAGAAGAUCAAAUUGCGCCGACAAUUGCGACAUGGAGGUCCAAUCUGGCAGCUUCCUCACAGAGACGAAACUUAUUAUUCGCGGCAUACGGAUCCGACAUUUAUGUCUGGAUACCGACGGGUCCUUUUCAGCUUUUGGGCACUGACCCUGAGAUGAUUAUCCGUCCCGUGAUGGAUGACCCGGUUGCAAGCGGAUAUAUUGAUCGAUCAAAUCCACAUACUAUCAAUAAUAUCUUGGUGGACGACCUUGGCCGAGACGAGAUACUACUGCUCGUCACCGACUCUGGUAAUGUGUGCGCCUACCACGUGGAAGCGAUUCACUCCGCCGUGACCCGAUGCAUCAGCCGGGGAGACAAGCGACCAUUCGAUGGUGCAGAAGUGACACCGUUUCUGACGGAGAAUGUUGGCAUGAGUGCUUGGGGGCUGGCAACGCAUAAAUAUGCUCGUCUUAUUGCCGUCAGCGCCAACACCGGCCAGAUCACGAUAUUCGCCUUCGCGCUUGUGGAUUCUACAUCAGUCGACGAUAAAAAUGGUUUACAAUCUUCUUCGAAUCAAGAUCUUGAUCACCUGGAUCGGACGUGGGUUCACAUCCAUAGCCUGAAGCAGUUCCGGGAACUUCGGGAGUUGAUGCCGGUCAAUCAUCGAUCCCAGAACUUACGGCUUACUUACAGGGGCCACUUUGACAACAUCCCGUCCAUUUCAUUUGCGAAUUUUGAUCUGGAUCCCAAUGGUGAAUGGAUGGUCAGCACGGAUAUUAGCAAUAGAGUCAUAGUCUGGCGAGUCUGGGACAGUUUAUACCCAAACCAGGUAUAUUACCCUGGCCACCCUGAGAACAAUCCUCCCCAAAGGGGCUGGACUGUGCUACCGCUAGAUCCGCGAACCUUCAAACGCCAUCAAUCCAAAGAAGAAGCAUGCGGCUGUGAGCCAAGGUCUGAAAUCAUCGGGGACCGAACGAUCCUUGAUGUCUCAAAAGCAAUCGAAGAGAUCAAUGAUGCGUCUCAGGUCUUCGUUUUCGGUGACGGCGAACCGAAGACUCCGGAAGAUUAUACCCUCCCCGAUGAAAUAUUUUCAGAGAACCCGUUUAUCGGACAGGAUCCGAAAUACCUCGAACAAAGCAAUACUGAAGAUGGCGCUGUGCGUCACGAUACCUCCGAUCCAUAUGCAGACUCAGAAGAUGAGCCUGGAUUAUCUCAUGCUAUCCGGGAUAACAGUCGGCUAUCGGGCCUGUUCGAAGAUGACAAUGAACACUACCGAAUUGCUCCGCACCUGCAUUAUUCCUGUGCCAAUGACCAGCUCUCCGACUCUGGUUCCAACAUUCUAAAGGAACAACCUGUUCACCCACGCUUCCCCUCUUUCUUCCCCGUCAUCCACUUCUCCGAGCAUCAUAUUAGCCUUGCGUCAUACCCCUUGGAUUCUGAAUAUCAUUUGCUGUGCAAAAACCCCCUUGCUCAAAGAUCAUCCCCCUCUAUCGACAUCCACUCCGCCUGUGACCGCUUUAACAUGGUCAAGUAUAUUCCGGAGGUCGGCAUCGUGGUUGCCGCGUCGCAAAAAGGCCGUGUUGCCAUCAUCUCCCUGACCUGGCAACAGGAAAUCGGCUUCGCCUUCCGAGUUGACUGGAUCGUACCUUUCCUCACCCAGGAAUUCCGCAACCAACGACCUGUAAUCCCCUUGCUCGGCCUCGCCGUGAGUCCCAUGCCAGGUUUCGAAAUCCCACAAGACGUUCCCUGCAUCCCCCAGGGAAUCGACCCAGCCGACUGGCUUUCUUUCAACUAUCGUUCCCUCGACCCGGACGAGGACGACGAAGCACCGUCUUAUCCGCUUUCAUCUAACCCCUCGUAUCAUCAAGAGCCAUACCCUGCAUCGUGUCCCAAACCAACAGACCAGAGCAUGUCAAGAUCGGGCUCAGGUCCUGAAUCCGAAGCUGAACCUGAACUCGAAUCAGAGUCCGAAGAAUCAUCUGAAGUUAUCUCAAUAUCCGGCCGUGUCAGUUAUGAACAUACAUUGCCGGAGCUUCACGCCCAAGCGUCGUUGGGCUAUCGACCCGAUGAGCCCUGGCAUGGCUCACAUGCCUCGCGACACUACCGCGUUCUCUUGUUGUAUGCUGAUCAUACCGUGAUGAGCUACGAAUUCUGGCACGACUGGAAUAAUUGA